This is a messenger RNA of Onychostruthus taczanowskii (white-rumped snowfinch), 2363 nucleotides long. It is a transcript of the gene NOL11, whose product is annotated as nucleolar protein 11. Gene Ontology annotation, molecular function: RNA binding. NCBI's taxonomy places the organism in Eukaryota, Metazoa, Chordata, Aves, Passeriformes, Passeridae. The record is from RefSeq and is a predicted model, not a curated record. Gene Ontology annotation, biological process: maturation of SSU-rRNA. The transcript has 18 exons. Gene Ontology annotation, cellular component: nucleolus; nucleus. The coding region runs from base 21 to 2183 and encodes 720 amino acids.
GAGAGCCGGGCCUGGUGAAGAUGGCGGCGCUGUGCGAGAGCUUCACGCUGCGCGGGCCGGGCCCCGGCGGCGGCGGCCCCGGCCCCGGGCUGUGCCUGGAGCCGGGCCCGGACCGCGACCUCGUGCUGCUCACCGAGCGCGGCCGCGCCGCCACGCUCUUCAAGAUUUCGGAUCAGAAGCCCCUGGGCUGUUGGUCAGUUAAACAUGGGCAGAUUCUCACCUGUCCUGUGGUGUGCAACUUUGAAACCCAUGAGUACAUUGCAGUUCACGACGACAAGGUUUUAAGAAUAUGGAAGAAUGAAGACAUGAACUUGGACAAAGCCUUUAAAGCAACACUCUCAGCAGACGUGUACAGGAUCCACUCCCUUCCCCAGGGCGGGCCGCUGGUGCUGUUCAGGGGAGGGGCGGUUCGGACACUGGAUGUGCUCUUGGAAGCCCCUCAGCAGGAGAUUGAGAACCUCAUCUCAGCUGAGGUCAUCAGGUGGAGUGGAGCUUUUAUGGACGGCCAACAACCUGUCAUAAUUUUCACUACUGAGAAAGAUAAGGAUAUUUUUGUCUACGUACAGAAACCUAAGCUGAGUGUGCUACACAAAUACAAGCUUGAACGACAGAAACUAGCCAUGCCACUGCGUUUCACAGCACAUAUAACAAACCAAACUGUCACACUUCUGUGUUUGUAUUCCAAUGGCUGUGUAUACCAGGCUCUGAUACCUCUACAACGAGAUACUGAAGAAGAAAAGAAAGAAGAAAUUUUGUCCAAGUCACUACUACUAAAACUUUCAGUAUCUGGAGCAGCUCUGAAAGUAGCAUCUUUAGUUGUCCUGGACAAAGACCACAUUGCAGUGUUGGGCAGUCUGCCUGUACCUGGGCAAAAACCCAACGAGCUUCUGACAAUAUGGAAUACAAAAUUUCAGACGUUGCAAACCUCAAAGGAGCUGCCCAUGGGGACCAGCGGCCAGUUAUGGUGUUAUGAGGAAAAAUUUUUUCUAAUUCAUGGGAAAGUGCUGACUGUAAUUAUGUACAAGUGUGAAACAUCAUCCUUGGCAGCUGCUGUGGGAAAGCUCAAGGACAGUCAAACCCUUGAUGUGUCCUCGUUUGUGGACUGGAAUACCCUGGAAGAUGAAGAGCUGGUGGUUUCCCUUCAGUCCCAGGAGUCUGUAGCUCUGAAAGCAGAGUCCAGAAUAAAUUUGAGAUCAAGAACGAGCACUGUUGCUGGACAGUCAGGGACCUUGUCAGUUGAGCAGCUCUUGCUAAAACUCAAAGGUGCUUCUAAUUUUGUGGUGGAAAUUGAGUUGAAAAAACUAUUGGCGAGAGCACCGACCCUAGAUCUGCAAGCUGCUAUUGGCUGUGUGGUCACUGCCCUUACAGACAGAUGUAAAGGAAAUCCAAAGUACUACCCUCAAAGUUUGCUGCAGGAGAUCGUUGAAACCCGGGACUUCUCCUACAGUUUAUGUCCGGAUUUAAUGGCUGUUGCUUUGGAGAAGAAAGACAUGCAUCUCUUACAAAUCUGCCUAGAACGGUUUCCAGAUAUUCCUGAAGAAAUUACUUAUGCUUGCCUGACAGCAUUUUUAAGCAUGAGUGAAGACCAUCUUAAAAAUAUAGAUCUAAAUCUAGAUUCUGCCAUCUGUUACGUCGAUGUUGAAUCGAACAAUAUGGAAGUUAAGACUGAAAUUCUAGAAAAUGGUUUCAGUGAAGAGAUGGAGCAGGACAUGUGUGAUACCAAAAUGCCAAAGGAAAGCCAGAGCGAUGGGGAAUCCUGCCCUGUUGGGCUCCAGAAGGCAGCACUGCUAAAUGCUGUUCUCCAUUCAUCUUACACUGAAACAUUUCUUUUGCCUCACCUGAAAAACCUUCCAGCUCAACAAGCUAUUCUAUUUCUCAGGUAUUUAUAUUACCUGUAUGUGAAAUGCAGUGAAAAAGUUAACACCACUCUUCCAGGAGUACGCUCUCCCACAAUAAAUCAGAUCAUGGAUUGGAUGUGCCUGUUGCUUGAUGCUCAGUUCACUGUCAUGGUGAUGCUUCCAGAGGCAAAGGACUUGCUUUCAAACCUGCAUAAGUUUGUGAGAGCCCAAGUACGGUUCUACUCAGAACUCAACAAGAUUGAAGGAAGUUUGCGGGAAUUGCAAAGACUGAACCACCUGAGAGAAUCUCAGACCUAUUCUAUUGAAGUGCUGGAAAUCAUUUGAAUUUGAAGCUCAUUAACACAUUUAUUUUGUAUUGAUUCCUUUUAUGACAAGGAUGUAUUAGCACUCCAUAUUGGGGCUGUCAAAAGUUGUUUUCUACAUAGGAGGAGCCUGGUUACUCUGUAGCUACAUGGGAGUUGUAAGUUUGAACCUUGUGUAUUAAAAUCUCUCUUUUUGACUGGA